CGUACAAAACACCCCCCUCUUCGAAUAAAAAGUUAAUAAAUUAAUUAAAUACUUUUUCAAUUAAACUAAAUUCAACGUUAAUUGUUCUCGUCGCAGUGGUCGGUGUUCGCAAGUGGUUGAAAUAAGCAAUGGUAACUAGGGAUGGUAAAAUAUCGACAUCGAAAUCCAACCUUGUCAACGUUAUCGCUCUCGUACGCAGGGAAAAAAUAAAUUUAGCAACAAAAGCAUAUUUAGCAGCCAAGUAACCGUGCUGAACGCCGACAAUAUUGCUUUUUUUGGCCAGAAAACGUGUUAAAAGUGCGCGAAUAUAUCAAUAAAUUAGCCCAAGCAAAGGAAAAAGGCAAAGUUUCGUGCGUAUCAUCGUUCGUCGACCAGGAGUCUUGGUGCUGGCAAUUGGCUUGCGCUCCCCAAUCUAUUAUGAACAACAAUAGUAAGCGGAAAACUCGACCUAGUGGAGGAGGUGGCGGUGGCGGAGCCAGCGGCGGCAUCUCAAGAUACAACGCCAACGACAACAGUCUGAGACCAGCGAACAAUAAGUCAGGUGCGGGUGGAAACGGUGCAGGAGCAGGAGGACCAGCAACAAUUCGACCGGUGGCGCAGGGCGUCUAUAAUAACACGUUUUUCAUGCACUCGGCUACGGCGCUGGUGGGCAGCGUUGUGGAGGUGGUCCUGCGUUCGGGUAAUAUCUACGAAGGCGUAUUCCGUACAUUCUCGGGCAAUUUUGACAUCGCACUGGAGCUACCGGCGUGCAUUAAGUCCAAGAAUCUUCCGGAAGAGGGCAAGGUGCCAAAACACAUUAUAUUCCCGGCCGACACUGUGGUUAAAAUCGUGGCGAAGGACUUUGAUUCGCAGUACGCCACCGCUGGCGCUUUUCAGACCGAUGGAGCCAUCUCUGACAAGUGCAAUGGUGCGCGUUUGGACGAGAAGGAGCUGGAGCCAUGGGACUCUGGCGCCAAUGGAGACGUUGAUAUAGAGCUGGAUGGCGCUGCCAAUGGCUGGGAUGCCAAUGAGAUGUUCCGCAAAAAUGAGCAUACAUUCGGGGUAACUUCCACUUUCGACGACUCUCUGGCCACGUACACGAUCCCAUUGGACAAGGGGGAUACGCUGGAGUUCAAGGAGGCCGAAGCAAAGGCUGAAAAGCUGGCAGCCGAAAUUGAAAACAAUCCGACGUGCCGCGACCGUCUGGACUUGGAGAAUGGUGACGAGGAGGCGCUCUUUGCUGCUGUCGAGCGCCCGGAGCAGGACCAUCGCCGCGAUGGUGACAGGGAGCAGCGCGAGCGCAAUGAUCGCGACAGGGAGCGUGAGGAGCGCGACAGGGACCGUGACCGUGAUCGUGGCAACAAGACGACGCGUGGCGCUUCUGACUUCCAGCUGCGCGAGACCAUGAGCAGCGAUCGGUACAUUACCAAGCAGACGCGCGGACCGCAGAUGUCGCAUGUGGGCAUGUCCUCGCAGGGUGGCGGCGGCGGCGGUGGUGGUCGCGAUCGUGAUAAUGGUCUUAUGAUGCCCGGAGUCAUUACUGGCGGCGGGGCUGGCCAGGGCGGCGCUACGCAGUCGGCUGCAGUUCUAUUGCUUGCAGGCGGCCUGAAGACCUCUGGGCCAGCCUCGUCCGCCAAUGCGGCCGGCAUGGAUGCCUCCGGCAAGUAUUCGAUGGUUAAGCGCAAGACUGUACCCCAAGGGGGCAAAGUAAUGCGCGGAAAUGUGCCCCCCAGCAGUGGCGGCAAUAUCUCUGGUGUCCAAGGUGGCGGCGGCAACGGCAAUCCUGUGGGCCAGAGCAAGGGCGGCUAUCAGCCCACCAUGGUCAUGCAGAACCAGUAUGCCUAUCAGGGCAACUCGCAAAUAAUUCACGGGUCCUCUCAAUACCGCAACCCAUCUCACAUGAGCGGCGGCCCCUCCAAGUUGAACGGCGACUCGAACGCCAAUACCAAUAAGCCGCUGCCCCAGCGACAGAUACGCCAGUACCAAGGCUCUCAAAGCAAUUCGCUCAACUAUGGAGGAGAUCCGCAGCCGAUGGGCAAGCCCAUGCAUAGCUCCCAUGGCGGUCAUCCUGGCCAAAAUAGCAACUCACCGCCGCUGCAGACGGGUGGGCAGCCGCAACAACAGCAACAACAGCAGCAGCAGCAACCGCCGCAACAGCAGCACCAGAAUAUGGCGCCACAGGGGCAGCCGCAACCCCAGCCGCAACCCCAGCCGCAACGUCAGAUGCGGUCUCGCGAUAAUCAGCUACAGGAUGUGCGACAGGAUCUGCGACAGUUUAGCCAGGACUUCCAGCUGGCUCCAACAAAUAAUUCACCGCCACAGCAGCCGCCGCAGCAGCAGCAACAGCAGCAGGUGCAGGUUCAGGUGCAGCAGCAGCAACAGCGUGCUCUUCUGCAAUCGGCCUCGCCGCCACAGCAGCAGCAGCAGCAACAACAGCAACACGUGCCCAUGCAGCACCAAGUGCCACCGGCUCAUCUGCAUCAGGCGCCUCUAUCACAGCCACACUAUGUGCCUCAACAGCAGCAACAGCCGCCGCCUCCCCAACAGCAGCAGCCGCAGCAGCAUGUACCGUUGCACUUGCAACAGAAAGCUCAGCAGCCGCCACAGCAGCAGCAGCAGCAGCUGGUGGAGGCCCAGCACCAGCUUGUGCCUAAACAGCAUCAACAGCCACCAGCGCAACAGCAGCAGCCACAGCUGGCGCCGGAGCCAUCUCAGCCGCAGCCUAUAUACCAUCCAAUGCCACCGCCACAGACGUCUCCGGUGGUGAUCACCUCGCCGGUCCUGCUGGAGGCGCCGCCGCCACAGAUUCUGACGGCCCAACAGCCGCAGCAGCCCCAACUGGCGGCCACACCCAAGCCAGAUGCCUCGCCGGCACCUGGCAGCAACACGACAACUCCCACUGGCAUAGCCAGUACGCCCACGACGGCGGCUGCCUCCAGUGCUGGGUCCGAGAAGUCCACGCCUGCUGCUGCAUCGAGUGGUGCCACUAGUGGAACCGCAGCCCCUGCUGUUGGGGCAGCUGGUGGGGCUGCUGGUGCCAGCGGAAGUACGCCUGUGGUGAAGAAACCGCAUGUGCUCAAUCCUUCGGCCAAGCCGUUUACUCCCAGGGCUGGGGCCGGCACGCCCAAUCCCUCGCGACCCCAUACCCCACAGACGCCGGUGCCGAUGCAGGGCAUUUAUACGACCACGGGCGCACAUGUACCGCCGGCGGCCAAUCAGUCCAUUUACGUUGUGCAGCAGCAGCAUCCAUUCCCGCAACCCACACACCCACAGGCCGGACAGCCACCGCGCCUUCGUCGCAAUAAUUAUGCCCCAAUGAGCGCAUCGCAGAUGCAUGUCUCGGCAACUACGGCCACUGGACAGCCACUGAUGGCCGCCGGUCCCAUGCCGCAGUUCAUCCAAUACCCGCACGCACCACAAACACAUUUCCAAUCACAGGGAUAUACGCACAUGCCGAUGCGAUUGUAUCCGGAGCAACAGCAGCUGCAGUUCCUGACACAGACGCCACAGUCGACCACGCCAUCGCCAGGACAGCCGCAUCAGCCGUUCCAUCCGCCACCACAGCCCUCCCCUGCCGGCGGGGGACCACAGCAGGCAUACACGCCGACCACACCGCACACAUACCAGUUUAUGUGCCUGCAUUCCCCACAUGUCAUACCCAAUCCAUAUUUCCCAACGCAGCCAACGCCACAGCAUGCGCAGCAAAAUCCACAGUAUCAGAUCGUGAUGCAGCAGCAUCAUGCACAGUGAGGAUGCCACCCCAACAGCAACAACAACAGCAGCAGUAGCAGCAGUGGUAAUGGGGGGCGGCAGGCAUUGUCGCUGUAAGGAACGGAAUCUGCACUGUACGGGCAGCCACAUCCAGUCAUCAACAAGCCACAUUUACACACCACAUAGCCACACCAGCAUAAAAAAAUCGCUAAACCACCAUCAUAACCGCAUUCAACAUUUGAGUAGGCGCGCGCGCGGCUUUUGUAGUCGCUCCAAGCGAUCCCCACACACACAACACAUCCCCCAUUCACCCAUCCACCCAUCCCAUACAACACAAUUAUAUGCCAUGUGCAGGAGCGGUUCAUUCUGUAGCACAUCUCACAGACAGACAACAAAAACAACAACAACUAGGAAAUUAUAAAAUACAAUUAAAACAAAAAAGGAAACUAGUAAAUUUUGAAAUUGCAAGACUUCUACAGCGCACGGAAGCCAACAAACAACAACAAGAACA
Messenger RNA from Drosophila obscura, 4201 nucleotides. Its product is annotated as ataxin-2 homolog. Lineage: Eukaryota; Metazoa; Arthropoda; Insecta; Diptera; Drosophilidae. Gene Ontology annotation, molecular function: RNA binding. The coding region runs from base 418 to 3729 and encodes 1103 amino acids. The record is from RefSeq and is a predicted model, not a curated record. The transcript is spliced from 5 exons. Gene Ontology annotation, biological process: cytoplasmic stress granule assembly. Gene Ontology annotation, cellular component: cytoplasmic stress granule.